Messenger RNA from Panthera uncia (snow leopard), 1975 nucleotides. It is a transcript of the gene EMC10, whose product is annotated as ER membrane protein complex subunit 10. The transcript is spliced from 7 exons. Gene Ontology annotation, cellular component: EMC complex. The record is from RefSeq and is a predicted model, not a curated record. Lineage: Eukaryota; Metazoa; Chordata; Mammalia; Carnivora; Felidae. The coding region runs from base 63 to 851 and encodes 262 amino acids.
GCGCAGGCGCAUGGGAGGCGCCGGGCUCACUCCCGCCCCUGGCCUGGUGGGAAGGGGUGAAAAUGGCGGCGGCCGGCGCUGUGGCUACUCGGCUGCUCCUGCUCCUGCUGAUGGCGGCAGCAGCCCCCAGCCGCGCGCGGGGCAGCGGCUGCCGGUCCGGGACCGCUCUGCGGGGGGCGGGGGCAGAAGGUCGAGAGGGUGAGGGCUGUGGCACCGUGGGGCUGCUGCUGGAGCACUCAUUUGAGAUCGAUGACAGUGCCCACUUUCGGAAGCGAGGCUCACUGCUCUGGAACCAGCAGGAUGGCACUUUGUCCCUGUCACAGCGGCAGCUCAAUGAGGAGGAGCGGGGCCGGCUCCGGGAUGUGGCGGCCUUGAAUGGCUUAUACCGUGUCCGGGUCCCUCAGCGCCCUGGGGCCCCUGACGGCCCAGAAGCCGGUGGCUACGUCUCCUCCUUUGUCCCCGCGUGCUCCCUGGUGGAGUCGCACCUGUCGGACCAGCUGAUGCUGCACGUGGAUGUGGCUGGCAACGUGGUGGGUGUGUCGGUGGUGACACACCCCGGGGGCUGCAGGGGCCACGAAGUAGAAGAUGUGGACCUGGAGCUGUUUAACACUUCUGUGCAGCUACAGCCACCAGCCACCGCCCCAGGUCCUGAGACAGCUGCCUUCAUUGAGCGUCUGGAGAUGGAACAGGCCCAGAAGGCCAAGAACCCCCAGGAACAGAAGUCCUUUUUCGCCAAAUAUUGGAUGUACAUCAUUCCCGUCGUCCUGUUCCUCAUGAUGUCAGGAGCGCCGGACGCUGGGGGCCAGGGAGGGGGCGGCGGCGGGGGUGGUGGUGGGGGCAGUGGCCGCUGAGGGGCCUGUCAGCACCCUGGUCCUCUGUCAUCCAGGCAACUCCCUUCUUGCCCAGAGUGCCCGUGUCCUUGGUUGUCCGAAGGAUUUGCCAGCCCAUCCCGUGUCCGUCCCGUGAGGAUGGGAGGACGUCCCCUCCCCAGGAGUCCUUUCCCUCUGGUCCUUGCUGUUUCUGUGGCUGGGGGCUACCUUCUGGUGCACUCCGCCUUCCCCUGUGGCCCCUCUGCAGCCGCAAAGGCUUCCCGUGCCCACAGCGUGCAGCUUGAGCUUCUGGGCCAGCUCUGACCUUGUGUUUGUCCCCCCGUUUCCGCCCCGAGCCUCACAGUUUGGGAACAUGCCGAGUUCUCUCCAGCCUCUGUGCCUUUGUUCGUAGUCUUCUCGUCCUGCCUGUCCCAGGCUGGGCUAGAUGGUCCCCCUAACUUGUCUGACACUGGAUUGGGCCAUGUGCUUCCCACCUGUCUGCCCUGAGGGGCCUGGCGCAGAGCAGGUGUGGGCUGGCCAGGGGUCCCCUCCCCAGCCCCCCCCCCCCAGGCUCCGUUCCUCCCAGCAGCCCCACCUUGGUCCUCCCAGCAGCCCCGCCUUGGGAUCCUCCCCCGGCCUUUAUCUGCCCAUGGCCCUGAGCAGUUUAGGCUGCUUUGUCAGGAUGCCAGGCCUUCGGUAAGCUUUGGGGCAUGAAGAAAUUAUGUUAGAAGUGAAAACAAAACUAAUACUUAGUGGAGUCGAGGGCCGGAUGAUGUAAAUAGAACCCGUUUCCCUGUCCGGAAUGUCUUCCCUGUCUGGGCACUGGGAGGCCACUGCCUGGCUUUGCUGUUGAUCACCCCCUCCCUUUGUCUAUUUAAAAACAUUCAAAAGUAUAUUGAAAUACAUCCGAGUUUUAAAAAACAACUCAGCAGCCGAAUGCAACCGUCGAUUUGGUUCCAAGGAAAUCCCAGUGCCCAGGCUUUACUGAAUUUCCGCCGUUCACUGUACGUUAUUAUCCCGAAACACACACGAAUGGCUCGCGGGGCUGCCGUAACGGCUGUGCGACGCUCCACGGUGUCGUAUGGCUGUUGAUUAAACUGUUCCCCAAAUGUUCCACAUGCAGCUUCCUGCUCAGUGUGGUUAAUAAAUAGCAGUGUUAUCCAGGC